Parnassius mnemosyne (clouded apollo) is the source of this 2920-nucleotide messenger RNA. The record is from the annotation of a GenBank genome assembly. Lineage: Eukaryota; Metazoa; Arthropoda; Insecta; Lepidoptera; Papilionidae.
ACUGGUUUUAUGGUAGGAUUAGAUAUAAACAAUGCAAGAAUAAUUGACUUUCAACAACUUUUUUCUCAAAAAUUACGCGUUUCCGCAUGGUCUAACUUUGGGUGUGUGCUUAUAAUAGUGUAACUUUUCUGUAAAAAUACGUAUCAACCCCCAACUCGACGGGAGUCAAUGAAAAGCUUAGCCGAAAUUAGAAAGCAUCAUAUUACCUAGUCUGUGUUAGAAAAUUAGAAAUCAAUGUGAGAUGUCCGCACAAACUAUAUAGAUUAUAGAAUGGAUGUCCGUCUGAUUCGGUAGAAUCUAGAUUGAUCUAGAUCUACUAGUUAGUCUGUGUUAGAAAUUUAGAAACACUAACGCGCACGCGUACAAUUGUAUAAUGGGAUUUGAAGAAGGCAGCAUAAUUUUAAAUAGUGAAAAUGGAACUUAUUAUGCCGGACAAACUAUUUACGGAAAAUUUGUAUUCCAACAAAACAAGGUUAAAACUUUUACAGGUUUAUAUGUUAAAGUAAAAUGUUUUUGUAAAGUGCACUGGACCACAAACCACACUCGAAGACAGGAUAAACACAUCGUAAAUUACACUGAAACUCAUGAGUCCUAUGAGGAGUAUUUUAAAAGGAAAGUGUAUCUACUGGGCAGUGAAGAUGGUGAGUACCACCUUCAGCCUGGUAAACACGAGCUUCUGUUCGAUUGCCUAAUUCCUGCUUGCUGUCCAUCAUCUUUUGAAGGCACUUAUGGCCAUGUUCGCUACGAGAUUAAGAUUGUAGUUCAUAGAGCUUUUAAUUUCGACCAGGAGAAGAAAAUGCAUAUACGAGUUAUUACUCCAUUAGAUCUGAAUGUGGAACCAUAUUGUAAGGAACCGAUGCAGUUUGACAUAGAAGAUACAUACUGCUGCUUGUGCAUGAUAUACGGCUCCAGUGAGACCGUUGUUAAACUGCCUGUGUCUGGGUACUGUCUCGGACAGGUUAUACCCAUUAAGGUGGACUGUUCAAAUCAGAGCAAGGUUAAGAUUAACAUCAUACUCUCCCUUACAAAGAAAAUAACCUUCCGUGCAAACGUAAACCCGGACACUAGGCACGAAACGGAAACGAUAGCAGAGAUCAAAAAAGGUCCUAUUCCCGGAGGUGCCACCAGAAGCUGGAUGGUGGAUAUGGAGGUGCCUGCUAUAGAUGUGUACAACUUCGGAUUCUGUCAGUACAUUGGUAUAGACUAUGAGUUUAAGGUACGUGAUAUUUUCUUAAGAGGCACUGAAACUAUAAACAUCAGUAUCUUUGAUCAAAGUUUUUGAGUUAAGACUGUCUCGCGCGGUCGUAAAAAUAGUGACAUUUAAUGCGCGGACAGGUCAGGCGAGAAUCACUCGCGCGGGGCGGACGGUUGAGUGGAUAAUCAUAUAGCACAUAAUAAAAGAAGUGAAAGUAAACAUUUUUUUUCCUUUUUUUAGAUUCAAGAAAACAAAAACGAUGAAAAGCACAUCUGAUACUGCUAUAACUGCCGAUAACUGGCUAUCCUCCCUGCUAUGGGGAAGAACAUAUGACUGUUUAUUUACUAUGAUAAAUAUUUUAAAAUGGUUUAUUAUAUGUUAAUGGUUGUAGCCUUUCUUUAUUAGGUGACUGUUACUCCUAAAGGAUGUCACUGUGCCAUUGAAGAAAAGAGGCGUAUUGUCAUCGGCACGAUCCCGUUGGUCGGGCAACAGGACAACGUCCCGAAUCCUCUACAAGACCAAAUGCCGAUCUUGAAUCAAUCUAUGUUUCCCGCGAGCCCCAAUCCACCGAACCUUUACGAGAAUAUACCAUAUCCUGGCACAAACCAACCUUAUCCAGGUGUAACUCCGUCUGACCCCAGUGCAAACCAACCCUAUCCGGGUGCGGCUGCGCCUUACCCUGGUGCAACUUUGGCGUACCCCUUAAAUCCGCAAAUAAGCAUUUCACCAUAUCCAGGUACAAAUAUACCUAGCCCAAAUCCACCAUAUCCCACAUCACCUACUCCGAUCAACUCACCUUAUCCCGCGGUCAACUCGACUCCACAUCAAAGCUUGGCUCCUUAUCCCUCUAACAAAUCACCUUAUCUGGCACAAAACCCAUUGCCAUACCCCAACGUACAGUAUCCUCCGGAAAUCAAUCGAAGCCAAGUUUUAACCGGUAGUAGUACCGCACUGAAGACAGGAACCAUUGGUUUUAUUGUACAAGGUGAUACUAAAGCUGUCCCAACACCUUCACUACCACCUGGUGCUGAUCUACCUUAUCCUACUACUGUAAGUAUUCAUUAUUUAUAAUAACUGAACUGAAUAAUUUAAUAUAGUCGAGAAAACAACGACUUUAAAUUAUUUUAUUUCAGCCGGCAAACAAUUCAUAUGCCACAGCCAGCGCGCCUGGACCCGCCACACCCGAUCAUGAAAGUAAGAACUAAUUUAUGUACAGAUGACGAAAGAAAGAUAUAUUUAUUUUUCUAUUUAGAGUUUUUAGAAGCUAAUGUGAAACAAAACAUGUAUAUCUGCAGAUUAAAAUUGGAGAUUGAAUAUAUGAGGUCAGUAGGGAACGGAUUGUGAAGACAGAACAAAGCGUGCGUGCGUGCGUGCUUGCGUGCGUGCGACGAUUAUCACUUUUCACGUAACAUUGUAAAUUAUUACUUAAAAAAAGGCAGGGACUUUUUCCAAACUAGUGGUGAAAGCAUGAAUAACUUUUAAUAUUAACUUAUUACGCGUAGUCUUUUCGAUCGUUCAUCAUUUAUUUCAGUCUAUCAAAAGUAUUAUAAUAUUAGUGGGAAGAAGCCACUACCCCAUAUCAUCUCGUGGGUGUUGUAAGAGGCUACAGAGAGAAAACUGAAACAGGAGAUGGGCAGUACCAUCUUCUUGAUAACAACUGAAAAUAAUAAAACAAUUGCAAAAGUGACAGCGACUGAUCCGAGUCUCUAUCUGAGAGAGAGAGAG